UGCUUGGCGGGAGGCAGAGUAGUUCGAUGGAUGGAUAAAGCAUAUAAAAGCGGGUAAAGUGGAACGUCUCCGUCGGCGCCCCGAUUCGCCUCCCUCUCCUCCUUCCCUCGCCGCCCGCCCGCCCAUGGAUUCGCCGAGGGGCCCCGCGAGCUUCGCGACGCAGGCCAACGCCCUCCUCCGAAAGAACCUCAGCGUCCAGAAACGGAACCUCAAGACAAACAUCGGCAUCACCUUCUUCCCGAUCCUCAUAUGCGUGCUUCUCAUCGUGCUCCAGAACAUCAUCAACAAUGAGCUCGACAAGCCCAAGUACAAAUGCGGUUGCGUCUGCCUCGAGACCAGUUUGGAUGGAAGGUGUGCAAGGAAACAGUGUGGCAUCCAGUACUCGACGCUGGAUCAGGUGGGGAGCUGUCCGAUCCCCAGCCCGCCACAGUGGCCAGCCAUGAUUCAGAUCCCCCGUGCUGAUUUCAGGGCUGUAAGGACAUUCUCCCAACCGUUCAGUGAUUUGCCUGAUCCAUUUUGCCGUGACUCCUGGUCUUGCCCUGCAACUGUGCUUGUCACUGGGAAGGACAAAGCAGUUGCAGAAGCUAUAUCGGGAGGGCUGUUUCCUGUCCUUUCUCCGUCGUUGAAUGCAACAGAUUUACUGGAUCUCUUCACCAAGAUAGUUGCUGGCUCAGAUACACAGCCAUGGUACACACAGUUGCUAGAGCCUGCAUUUUUCUCUGGCCGUACUUUGUAUGUGAUCCAGCCUGAGUGCUUACCUGUCAUGUCACAGACCAUUACAUAUAAUACUGGGGGCAUACCCUUUCAGCUCAAUAUACAGUGUGUUGAAGGUGUCCCGUUAUGGCGUGAAAGUGCAUCAAUUAUCAACCAUGAAUUCUUAAAGGGUUAUAGACAACGAGGAGGAGAAAUAAACGAAUUUAUUGCAGGGUAUGACUUCUUGGGCACAACACAGUAUGGCCUCGGUGUAAAUGUUUGGUACAAUUCUACUUACAGCGAUAACAAUGCAUAUUCAUUUAUCACAACAUUGCGGGUUCCACGCUUGGUGAAUGCAGUAUCCAACGCUUAUCUCAAAUUUAUCAAAGGAACUGGGGUAGAAAUGCUACUUGAGUAUGUAAAAGAUAUGCCCAAAGUUGGGACAAGUUUUCAGUUGGAUCUGUCUUCUCUUCUCAGUGUGUUAUUCUUCACAUGGAUCAUCGAACUUCUUUUCCCAGUUAUGUUGUCAUAUCUGGUGUAUGAGAAGCAGCAGAAGCUAAGGAUUAUGAUGAAAAUGCAUGGUCUGAAGGAUGGGCCUUACUGGCUGAUAUCUUAUUCUUAUUUCCUUGCUCUAUCAAUCGUCUAUAUGUUAUUCUUUAUGAUUUUUGGCUCCUUGAUAGGUCUCAAUUUUUUCAGAGUAAAUGAAUAUAGCAUACAAGUUGUUUUUUUCUUCAUCUGUAUAAAUUUGCAGAUUGCACUUGCAUUUUUUGUGGCGUCUUUCUUUUUGUCUGUCAAGAUGGCCACAGUGAUUGGCUACAUGUAUGUAUUUGGCUCUGGCUUACUUGGUGCAUUUCUUUUCCGUUUCUUUGUUGAGGACCAAAUGUUUCCCUAUGGUUGGACAUUAGUCAUGGAGAUUGUCCCAGCAUUUUCCCUCUAUCGGGGCCUAUAUGAACUUGGUCAAUAUGCAUUCUCGGGAAGCAGUAUGGGAGCCACUGGUAUGACCUGGAGAAGUCUGAAAGAUCCCCUCAAUGGAAUGCAUGAUGUCAUGAUCAUAAUGAGUGUAGAAUGGGCAGUGCUGCUCAUAUUAGCAUUCUAUUUAGAUCAAGCCUCUUUGCUAGGCGGUGGUGUCAGAAAAAACCCUUUUUUCUGCUUCAGAUGUUUACAGAAGAAACAUGCACCAUCAUUGCAUGAACCUAGCAAUGCCCAACAGGAUUCCAAAGUCAUUCUCGAUGUGGAGAAAUCCGAUGUUGCUCUAGAAAGAAAACGAGUUGAGCAACUUUUGAUAGAUCCCAAUGCAAACCAAGCUAUCAUCUGUGAUAACCUCAGGAAGGUUUAUCAUGGAAGGGAUGGAAACCCCAACAAGCUGGCUGUUCGAGGGUUAUCUCUUGUCCUUCAAAAGGGCCAAUGCUUCGGAAUGCUUGGCCCAAAUGGAGCUGGGAAAACAUCUUUCAUUAAUAUGAUGAUUGGACUCAUUAAACCUACAUCUGGUACUGCUUAUGUCCACGGAAUGGAUAUAAAUAUGGAUAUGGGUAACAUAUAUACAAAUAUGGGAGUGUGCCCACAACACAAGUAUUUACUCUUACCUCGUACUAAUCUGGCCAAAAGUUUUCCUUUAUGGAUCAUAUAUUUAAUCAUGGUAAUUUGUGGUCUUAAAUGCAGCUUGCUUUGGGAAACACUGACUGGAAAAGAACAUCUUUUCUUUUAUGGCAGGUUGAAAAAUCUUAAAGGUGCUGAAUUAAUGAAGGCUGUUGACCACUCUCUGAAGAGUGUAAAUCUCUCCCAUGGUAAUGUUGGCGAUAAGCAAGUGAAGAAAUACAGCGGCGGCAUGAAAAGAAGGCUCAGCGUGGCAAUCUCAUUGAUUGGGGACCCUAAAGUUGUCUUCAUGGAUGAGCCAAGCACAGGACUGGAUCCAGCAUCAAGAAAUAACCUAUGGAAUGUUGUGAAGGAGGCCAAGAAAAACCGUGCGAUUAUUCUGACUACACACUCAAUGGAAGAGGCAGAGGUAUUGUGUGACAGGCUUGGCAUCUUUGUUGAUGGUGAUUUCCAAUGCCUUGGAAACCCUAAAGAGCUAAAGGCUAGAUAUGGGGGGACAUACAUAUUAACAGUGACAACACCCCCAGACCAAGAGAUGGAGGUUGAACAGCUAGUGCAUCAGUUCUCGCCCAGUGCAAACAAGAUCUACCAUCUAUCUGGAACUCAGAAGUUCGAGCUGCCAAAACAAGAGGUGAAAAUAGCACAUGUUUUUGACGUGGUCGAGAAAGCGAAGCGCCGGCUCACAAUACAUGCCUGGGGACUGGUUGACACUACCUUGGAGGAUGUCUUCAUCAAGGUCGCCAGAGGAGCACAAGUGUUCAACGAGUUCGUGUAGAUAAUAUACCUAUAGGACUAGCUUCAUAGCCAGCAAGGGACCCCAGUUAUUGGAUGGGACUGCAUAGAGAAUCUUGUUGUUUUGUAGGUAUUUCAUUAGUGAGAACCAUUCUUCUUUGAGAAAUACGCUCCAUAUGUUUUGGUUUACGUGGUUGUACAGAAAUACAUUCUUGAUACUGCAAUUGCAGAAUAGAAAUUGUCCAGAUGUUUUCAUAUUUUAUUUUCAUGUAUGUCUGAAAAAA
This is a messenger RNA of Sorghum bicolor (sorghum), 3302 nucleotides long. Its product is annotated as ABC transporter A family member 7. Gene Ontology annotation, biological process: lipid transport; transmembrane transport. Bases 125 to 3061 code for a protein of 978 amino acids. Gene Ontology annotation, cellular component: membrane; intracellular membrane-bounded organelle. The transcript has 17 exons. The record is from RefSeq and is a predicted model, not a curated record. Lineage: Eukaryota; Viridiplantae; Streptophyta; Magnoliopsida; Poales; Poaceae. Gene Ontology annotation, molecular function: ATP binding; lipid carrier activity; ATP hydrolysis activity.